UGUUUCUAGGCUAAGAACCUCGUCUCGGUUUUGUACUAAACCGAGAAAAUCCAGGGGACCUUGACAUUCUCGUAUCCCAUUAGGAGAUGCACUUUUAAUAUACGCAAGCUGUAUGGCAAGCUGCCUAGGUAUGUAAGUAUAACCAGGUAACUAGGUAGGUGAUAAUUAUGACUUUGGAUAUAAAUCGGACGAUCUCCCGUCUUUGCAUCGGAGCUUUUUGGAUAUUGUUGUUGGAUGUAGCCGUUGCUUGGCUCCAUUUUACAUCAAACGGAUCGACAUUUACAAGUAGCUGAGUAAAACGACAGCAAGUCAACAUGAUGCUUUAUCUUUUCUUCUUAUCUGUAUUGACCUUUGCUUCUUCGGUGUUUGCCGCUUUUGGCUUCACCAAGUCCGGUAGCAAUUAUGUCAUUGAUGCCGGUUCAAGCAAUGCGCUCGUCUUUACUGUCAACGGAGGUAGUUGCGACAUCACCUCGAUUAAGUAUCGUGGUACUGAGCUACAAGAUUCCUCCCAAGGCACCCAUUUAUCAUCCGGUCUUGGCUCCGCGACUGUCAAGGUUGAGUCAGUCACAGCCAGUUCCGUCAACUACGUAAAAGUAACAUGCACUACCUCGACUCUAACACAUUACAUGGUUGUCAAAGAAGGGGAAAGCAACAUCUAUCUUGCUACCUACAUUAAAGAAGAACCUUCAGUUGGCGAACUGCGCUUUAUCGCCCGCCUGAAGUCAUCCGUGCUACCCGAAGAGUAUCCCUACGGCAAAGUGUCUACCACCUCUGGUAGCUCAUCUACUGUUGAAGGCUCUGAUGUCUUCGUUGUGGACGGGGAGACUCGCUCAAAGUUCUACUCGAGCACUCGAUUUAUCGACAAGGAUGUGCAAUGUGUGUACGGUGGCUCCGAUGUCAUCCACGUAUGCGUUUUAGCACCACAUCCAGAAUCAUCAUCCGGUGGCCCAUUCUUUCGCGAUAUCGAAAGCAAUAAUGCCGGUGCUGCGACCAAUCUUUAUUGGUAUAUGAAUAGUGGUCAUGUUCAAACCGAAUCCUACCGAACCAAUGUCCUCCACGGACCUUAUGUCCUUGCUUUUUCACGUUCGGGUGUCCCUAAGCUUCGUGAUACCGAUACAUCUUUCUUUUCGGGUCUAAGUGUCACGGGCUACGUUGCAGAAUCCAGCCGCGGUUAUGUUUCCGGGACAGCUUCUGGUGUAUCAAGCAGCUUCCAAAUUGUUGUUCAUUGGUAUAACUCCGCGGCGCAGUACUGGGCUAUUGCAUCAUCUAAGGGUGCUUUUACGUCUCCUGCAAUGAAGCCUGGUACUUAUACUAUGGUCUUAUACCAAGGCGAAUACAAGGUUGCUACCACUACUGGUGUUUCAGUUAGUGCUGGCAAGACUACAUCUAAGGAUAUUGCUAGUACCGAGACCUCACGAAAUUCGCUAUGGAAAAUUGGCGAAUAUGAUGGUCAACCUACUGGAUUCCUCAACGCAGAUAAGUUUCUUCGAAUGCAUCCUUCCGACUCACGUAUGGCGGCGUGGAAACCUGUUACCUACACUGUCGGAUCUUCAUCACUGGAUCAAUUCCCUAUGGCAUUAUUCCAAACAGUCAACAACCCAGUGACCAUCAAGUUUACUUUGGGCUCCGCACCUGGUGCUGCAACCCUCCGAAUUGCGACAACUUUAUCUUUUGCUGGAUCUCGUCCACAAGCUAAGGUCAACUCAUGGACUGCUUCUGCACCAUCAGCACCUACCAAGAUUGAUAGUCGUGGUGUAACUCGUGGUGCUUAUCGUGGUUAUGGCGAGGUUUAUGAUGUUAGCAUUCCUUCUGGAACCCUCGUGAAGGGUGAAAAUACCAUUACCAUAACUUCCAUCUCGGGUAGUAGUGGUAGUACUUUCUUAAACCCCAACUUCAUCUUUGAUGCCGUUGAGCUCUUUACAUAGGUCUACCUAGAUACCUGAGACCAGGAUCAGUCAUUAGUAUGAUAUGAAUGUCCCACAUUGCAAUCUCACAUUGGGUGACGCGUUUAUUGACAACCCAGUCC
This is a messenger RNA of Hypoxylon trugodes, 2026 nucleotides long. RefSeq names its product polysaccharide lyase family 4 protein. Gene Ontology annotation, molecular function: carbohydrate binding; carbon-oxygen lyase activity, acting on polysaccharides. The coding region runs from base 315 to 1925 and encodes 536 amino acids. NCBI's taxonomy places the organism in Eukaryota, Fungi, Ascomycota, Sordariomycetes, Xylariales, Hypoxylaceae. The transcript is spliced from 3 exons. The record is from RefSeq and is a predicted model, not a curated record. Gene Ontology annotation, biological process: pectin catabolic process.